AUGGCCUCCACCUAGCCAUUUAAAAGUAUGAAGAGUCCUGUGUUUAUUUCCAAAUGUGGAGUUUGUGCGAAGGGUUUAAAAUCGCUUUAAACGCCACUCGUCUUCUCGACUGUCGACUUCUUUUAAAGUUAGGAAUAAUAAUACAAACAAAAAGUAGAAAAUAUGGGAUCCAGUGAAAGCAAGAUGACUGUGUGCGCUGCACCCAAACCUGAAGCAUCCAUCAAGAACGCCCAGGUCGCCCAUCUGGUGGAUCCACGUUCUCCAUCGUUGGCCAUUGAUCGCACUCCUAUUCAGGUUGGUGGGCUCAUGGUGACAAAUGAAGAGUGUCCUUUAGGGACGAGUGACCCUCGCUCUCCCACUGUGGGCAUUACUCGCACGCCCGUGAGAGAGGUCAUGAGAGCCAAGGUGGGCUCCUUCACUCGUCGCCUGGGCAUGCUCUUCCACAUGGAGGCUGAAGGCAAAGUGCCCCAACAUGGAUCCAGCAACACUGUCCAGGAGGAGAAGGAAGUCAACAAGAGCCAGGAGAUGGAUUCCACCAAGCCCCUCCUCAGUCCGCCAAGACCACGCACCUUUGGCUCCUUGGCAGCGCACGCUAACCUCCUGGCCACGCCAAUCCACAGUAUGAGCGCCUCCAGCCCCUUUGUGCUGCUGGAGGAGCCCCAAGUGGAGGUGGAGAUCGAAGCCGACGUCAGCCUGGAGGAGGCGGAGGAAGCCCGGGAGUCUCCGCUGCACAAGAGGCUCAGCAUGAGUCUCAUCACCUACCACGAGGGCGCCACUGCCGCCCAGGUCUUUGCCGAGGUGCACCGCGAGAGCCCCGCCUCGUCGCAUCACGUGGCUGAGUCUGUCACUCAGGGGGUGGACCACCUCUACGCCCUCCCUACUGUCACACUCGACAACUCCCCAGACUGCGUAACUUCUGGAGAACCUUCUGAGGAAUCUUCAGUGGCGCUGAGCCUCGAGCCCCCGCAGCAGCCUCCUGUGGGUGUCCACCGGCUCACCUUUGACCCCAAGAGCCCAAGUCAGUUGGUGUUCAAACCUCAGUGGCUGGGCAAAGGGUUCGGGGCCACGGGGUUGAGAGCCAGAGCGGUGCAAGGCAGGAAAGGAGGGUCCUCUCCUCUCGCUGUGUCUGUCUCCGUGAAGAACAUCAACAAAGAAAACAAGGGACACUCGGGAAAACAAAAGCAGAAAGGUACAGAAGGUCGCUCCCCACUGCAGAUCCUUAAUGAGACCAACUCUCCACGAGGGCGUCCACAGGUAAAGCACACUUUGUCUCCCAUUCAAAAACAAUGUUAUUGUACACUUCAGAAACAAAUCCAAACUAACUCAAUUGUGUUCCCACAGAACAUAUUGCCCUCUUAACACCACAAAGGUGACAUCAUUUGUCCGUAAUAUCAUCAUAAAAGUAGUCCUCAUGUAACCUAAAACCUUGCUGUCUGACUAGCUACCGGUAUCUACCACUAGAAUUAUAUUUCUAGUUAUGACGAAUCACAUUUUAUUUAAUUAAUUUCUAGGUACUCUGAAGUAGCUACAGCAAUCUAGCUAUGGCUAUUCAGUUAUAUACUGUAUCUCUGGCUUUAACCAUGUAAAACAAGCUGUGCUACUAGCUUUACAUUAUUCCUAGCUAUUAGGGGUGUCACGAGACGAGAGAUGCACGAGGUUGGGUCCACGAGGAUGAGACGAGAUUUUAACAUUAAUUUUAAGAACAAUGAAAAAGUAUGACUGGCCAUCCACACUUUAUUUUAGUCAUAAAACAAUUCCAGCUGCGUUUUGAAAUGUUUAUUGUCCCACAAAUUAACGCUAAACAAUAUUAUUGUCAACCUUUUCAAGACCAAAUAAACCACUGGUAGGAUGUAAAAUAAUAUGUUGUCUUUCACUCUGUAAAGUUGUGGAAUUGCUGUUUGUGACAUAUUUUUUUUCACAGGCAAGUCUAGCGUUUGCAGUUCUUGGAAUGCCAACUUAACUGUAUUAAUGAUCAGCAUUUCUUUUUGUGUAUGCUAGCAGCCCCGUCUCCCCCCACAGAGACUGUAUGACUGACGAGGUAUCUCUAGAUAGAAUUCUAAGUAUAUCUCAGGGUUUAAGUAUCAAUAACUAGCUAUACUAUCUUGAGCUAUGGCUACUUUCUAUUAGUGCAUUGCUAGCUUGUGCUACCUCAUGUAGCUAUUGGUCGCCAGUUAUAUUAUCGCUAAUUUUAACCAGCUAACCAUUUUGCAGGACUACUUAUCUAUAUAUCUGGCUUUAACCAUCUAUUACUAACUAGUACUACACUAGCUGUCGCCUAGAUUUUGCUCCCUAGCUGUCUAUAUUGCUUUUAUCUCUAGUCAUGUGGGAAAAAAAAUAAGGAUACCACAUGGUGAAACUCUACUACCCCUGAACCGCUGCACACACAAGGGUGAAAAUGUGUCCAAAAAUGCUCCCCAUAUUGUGUUGCCUGUGCUAUUUUAUUUUUCUGACAAAACCAUCAAAUGGUGGCUUUGUUGUUGAACUUACUUGACAUUUAUCACACAGCUCAACACCCACUACAAAACCCCGGCUUUAACUUAAAGGUGUUCAGCCGAAUGAACACAAAAUUUGGUAAGCAGCUUUUUAGGGAACUGACAAGCACACGUGUACAAUUUGAUCAGGAUUGGUAGGAAAAACAUGGCCGCCAUCAAUCAAUACAUUCUUGCGGGAGUUAGUAACUAAUUGUCCGUAAGUCAUUGACCAUUUAUCUGGUGAUAAACUUUAUUCUACUAUGCCUUCCGAAGCCAUAAAUGUACAUUUUUCCAUACGACUGUAUAUCCAUAGAAGUAAUCUAUAUAUACAGUAUAUUUAAAUCUAGUCAUAGCCAUCUACAGUAUUUCAGUGUCACUUUGGUUCACAACAAAGUGUUUAUCCACCUUUCUAGCAUCAAUAAUUUGAAGUCAAAAAGUAAUAUUUUAAUAUUAUUUCAGAUGAAGCAGAAGGUUUCUUCCACUCCAGAGAAGCCGCGACCUGCACAGAUGGACCGCAGAGUUCUGGCCUUGUCUCUGGACAAAGAGAAUCGAUGAUACAAACAUCAUUUGUACAGCUUCCUAAGAUCCCUCCAUUUAUUUGUUUUAAUCUCUAUUUUUUUUUUUUUUUAUGUGUACAGUUUCUCAGGAACUGACUUUUUUUUCCCGUUUGCUUUUACUGUCAAAAUGUGGCACAACUUUCUUUACCCUGUUUCGUCCUUCUGUAAAUAUGAAUAAAAGUGUUUUGUUAACCGAAAGAAAAUCCCACGAGUAGAAUCCCA
Dunckerocampus dactyliophorus (ringed pipefish) is the source of this 3250-nucleotide messenger RNA. It is a transcript of the gene cdca3, whose product is annotated as cell division cycle associated 3. The record is from RefSeq and is a predicted model, not a curated record. Lineage: Eukaryota; Metazoa; Chordata; Actinopteri; Syngnathiformes; Syngnathidae. Bases 163 to 1359 code for a protein of 398 amino acids. The transcript has 5 exons.